CCGGCCGGGCCCCGGUUUGGAAAUGUGACCGUACACUAACGAUAGGUUCGAAUCUAUGGUUACUGCAGUUUGGUUUUCUUCCUUACGUUACAACAAGAGAAACUGUCAGACGAUAUCAUGACAUUUCUCCACAUGUUCUUUAAGACACAGAGAAGACAGAGAAGAAGAGCGAGAAGAAGACAGAAGAUGUCCCCCGCCCGCGGGAACCCAGGACGAUCCUGCUGCCCAAACUGUCGCUUCGUGACUUCCGAAACGAUGAGUAUUUGUACGGCGAGGAGGGAGAAUAUGAGACAAUUGUCUUGGAGGAGUGGGUCGACAAGUAUGACGGACCCUCAUCAGCCUACUCCCGUCGUCCCUUUCCGACGGAAAGCCACAGCUGGCCCACGGUAGCCCAGCCCUACCGCCACGCGGCCCCUCAGCCCCGCUCCCGCAAGCCUGACCGCCGUCCUUCCGGCAAGUUCGGCCCUAGUGCCAUCGGAAGCACCAGCUCCAUCUUCGGGGAUGGAGGCCUCUUCUCCGCCAUCCGGGGUAUGGGUGACUUCGACAGAGAGAAACCUGCAGCCGCUGCCAUCGUGCACCGCGCAGAGUCGGCAGAGUUUCUGCGCCGUGUGCGCGCUGCGAAAAUCAAAGUUGAAGUAGACAACAUCUCACGCCAUUCCAAGGAGAACGAAGACGAGAUUCUGAAGCGCGCUGUUAAGGUCCAGGAAGAUGGCGCCAACUCACUCAAUUCCGAGGAGACAGAUGAAGUAUACUGGGAUUCUCCAGGGUUUCAGGGCAAGUUUCUCAUCAAGCGUGCUGAAGAUAAAAUUCGCGCCGACUCACUCCAUUCUGAGAAGGGAUCAAUAUACGUAUACGUCAACGGUCCCUGGUUGCCUCUGUGGAAGGUGGAAUACAACGAAUUCUACAAUCCCAACCCGCCUGCGUGGCUAGCUGAAGACGUUGAAGAUGGAGACCCGUUCUUUGACGCGCUGGACGUGCCGAUACAAGAUGUCCAUUCUGAGAGCGGAUCAAUUUACGUCAACGGUCCCUGGUUGCCUCUGUGGAGGGUGGACUACGACGAAUUCUACAACCCCAACCCGCCUGCGUGGUUAGCUGAAGACACGGGAGAUGAAGAGCCGUUCUUUGACGCACUGGACGUGCCGGUACAACUUGUCCCUCAGUACGCAGUCAAGGGACAGCAGCUCGGUCCUGUCCAGGAGUUGGAGCGGCCUCAUCAGUUGCUGAUGGCCCUCAUCAUGUUCGUUAUGAUGGAGUACUUCGUCUCCUUCCAGAUCCUGAUGUCCAGCGUGACAGAAUCGCUUGUAGACGCUAUGACGAGCGUGUUCGCAGUUAUCCGGAUCUACUACGAUAAGAUCAAGCAUCUGAUCCUGCCCUUCAUCCCGUCCGUUGUCAAGGAGUUCAUCAUCUCAGUCUCCGGGCGCACCUGGAUGUGGAUGACCAGAGUGGCUGAGUCAGUAGGAGGCGCUAUGAACAGGGCAUUGGCACUUCUCCAGAGCCACUCCGACAAGUUUCAGCUCGUGGCCAAUAAAAUCAAACAGCUGCUGCAGCCCCUCGUUCCGUACGUCAUGAUGUUCAAGGACUCCGUGGUGUCCAUGGUGGGAUCCGCCCGGAUGAUGAUGGUCAGUGCUGCAGAGUCGGUAGGAGGCGCUGUGAACAGGGUAUUGUCAAGUCUCCAGUAUCAGUAUGACAGGUUUCAGGUCGCGGCCAAUAAUAUCAAACAUCUGAUUCUGUUGUUCAUCCCGCCCGUUAUCCAGGAGUAUAUGGUCUCUUUCUACGGCUCCGUCCGGAUCCUGAUUUUCAAUAUGAUAGAAUUUCUACGGAGCGCUAUGAACAGGGCUUCCCCGUUUGUGAUCAAGUGCAAGGAGUGUGUCCUCUCUAUAUUUCGUUGUAUCUGGAUUCUGAUGAUUAGUAUGAUAGAACUGCUCGCAGGCGCUAUGCACAGGGCGUUGUUAGUGUUGGACUACGCCAUCACCGAUCUCAUGUACCCUAGGCUGAAACAGCUGGUGCUGGCCUUAAUCGCGUAUGUUAUCAGGUUGAAGGAGUGCAUCCUCUCCAUAUACGGUUAUGUCCGGAUCCUGAUUAUCAAACUUGUAGAGACUUUAGUGGUCGCUGUGAAAAGGGUGUUACAAGUGUUGCACUACGUCGGCUACGAUCUGAUGUACACUAGCGUAAAACAGCUGGUGCUGGCCUUCAUCGCGUCUGUUAUCAGGUUAAAGGACAGGAUCAUCUCCUGUAUUCUCUUUAUCCUCAUCAUCAUUUAUCUGACGAGGCGCGCGUAUCAACUUAGAAACCAACAUAGAAACCGGAUGCACUGACGUUACAUUGUUUAUGA
Messenger RNA from Branchiostoma floridae (Florida lancelet), 2332 nucleotides. RefSeq lists its product as uncharacterized. Lineage: Eukaryota; Metazoa; Chordata; Leptocardii; Amphioxiformes; Branchiostomatidae. The coding region runs from base 531 to 2315 and encodes 594 amino acids. The transcript is spliced from 2 exons. The record is from RefSeq and is a predicted model, not a curated record.